Molecule: messenger RNA, 2922 nt
Organism: Pararge aegeria (speckled wood butterfly)
Lineage: Eukaryota; Metazoa; Arthropoda; Insecta; Lepidoptera; Nymphalidae
Gene: Ppox
Product: protoporphyrinogen oxidase
Exons: 2
Coding region: 172-1593 (473 amino acids)
Biological process (GO): heme biosynthetic process
Cellular component (GO): mitochondrial inner membrane
Molecular function (GO): protoporphyrinogen oxidase activity, oxygen as acceptor
Source: RefSeq, a predicted model, not a curated record
AUCCCCCAAAAUUUGAUUUGAAUUUUGACUGAGGUCGAGUUUGUCGAACUCUUCCGUGUUGUUGGUGAAUUAAAAUGUAUUACGAACCAUAUGUGACAGAACUUGUGGAUUUUGUUGAUUAAAUAUUGAAUUAACACACUUUUAAGUUACAUUAAAAUUAAUUCCGGAACGAUGGCAGCUAUUCUUGGUGGUGGAUUAGGCGGUUUGUCAACAGGUUAUUAUUUGUUGAAAAAUAAUAUAAGUAACAACAAUAACUUGAAAUUACUACUUCUCGAAGCGACUGACUACUGCGGCGGAUGGAUAAAGUCCAUAAAAACUAAAGAUUAUAUAUUUGAACAGGGUCCACGCACGAUCAGACCUAGAGGAACAGUCGGCCUGAAUACUCUAAAUAUGAUUCAAGAUCUAGGCCUCAGUGAGCACAUUUCCGCUAUAAAACCGGACCACCCUGCUGCAAAGAACAGAAUGAUAUACGUCAACAAUACUUUACAUCUGCUACCAUCUAGUUUAAAAGGUAUUUUUCAGAAAAGUGAACCAUUCUCCAAACCACUCAUUUACGCAGUCCUAAACGAUCUCUUAUCACCUCAGAAGGAGUUAAAAGACGAUUCAAUAUAUAACUUUGUUGAGAGGAGGUUUGGUAAAGAGAUAGCAGAUUAUGCUGUUGCACCUAUGAUAUGUGGUAUUUGUGCUGGCGAUGCCAAGGAAAUAUCAGUUAAAUUCCUCAUGAGGUCUCUAUUUGAAUAUGAGCAGAAUGAUGGGGGUGUGAUAAAGGGUGUGUUGAAAUCAUUAUUCAAGACAAAGAACCAGGAAGAGAUUGUGUUGAGUGAACUUGCAAAAAGGGCUGUGGAGGAAAAAUGGAAUGUGUAUUCAAUAAAAGGUGGCCUUGAAAUUAUUCCUACUGUAAUGAAACAAUACUUAAAAGAAAACAAUGUUGAUUUGCAGCUCAACAGUAAAGUAGAGGAGCUUGAAUUUAUUGAUUCCAGCUUAGUUAAUGUUAAGAAAGGAAAUGGCGAAGUAUUGCCAGCUAACCAUGUAUAUUCAUCUAUUCCCUCGCAUGCUUUGGCUAAACUUGUAUCCAAACAACACCCAGAACUGUCCAAACUUUUAAGCGAUAUACCAUUUGUAACUGUAGGUAUUGUUAAUUUAUAUUUUUCUACACAGAAACCUCUGAUCACACCAGCUUUUGGUUUCCUAGUACCUCCGAUUGAAAAUUCUCCAAUAUUAGGUGUAGUAUUUGAUUCUUGUUGCAUUCCCGAUCAAAAAGGUACUGUUCUCACCGUUAUGUUAGGAGGGAGAUGGUUUAUAGAGAAGUUUGGAUCCGAUAUCACAAAAGAAAAGUUGUUAGAAAUUGCUGUAAAAGAAAUAAAAACAAUUCUUAAAAUCGAUGAAUCAGUUGCAGCGCACCAUGUGAACAUUUUACAUAAAUGUAUUCCACAGUAUGUAAUAGGACAUUAUGAGCGAGUUGGUGAAAUAAGAGAGUAUAUAAGUUGUAAUAACUUGCCUAUCUCAUUAGUUGGUAGUAGUUACGAUGGUGUUGGUAUAAAUGAUGUCAUUUAUUCCGCAAAGACUCAGGUGGAGGAAGAUGUUAAUAAAUAAGGCAAAUUGUCAUAAUAGAAACAAAAGAGUAAUUAAUGUUUUACAAACUAGAUUGUCUACUUUGUGGUACAUUGUUACUCUAAAGUAAAAACUUGUGAAUGUCCGGCGAGCGUGAGUUUUUUUGACUUUAUUAUUGUUUAGUUUAUAGACUUGUGUAUAUGUAUAAGAGCACUAUUGUGUUUGUACCAUAAAUAUGUGAGGUAUGUAUAUUAAGUUGGUGUAUAUAUCAGUACUCCUACUGUAAGAUUUGUAAACUGUUUAUUUUGAGGUUGAUUUCGAAUAUCACGUUAAAGUAAAAUGGAACUUAUGAACUAUGCUCAAAAUUAUUUAUAUUCCUAUGGUCAGAUGUUUUGGCCAUACGUAUGUAAAUUAAAAUGUACACUGUAGAAAUUAAGUACAUUUUACUUUGUGAAAGUGUACUCGAAAAUUACAUGAUUGGGAGCCUACAAAUCGUUGUACUCAGAGUACGGACUGAAGAAUACUCUACGUUCAUUCUAAUAGGAUGUGCGUUUAAAAUGCUCUGGUUAUUUGUAAUGGUUUGCACUUGACGACAUUUUCUCGGGCAGUUGUAGUGCGCCAGUGGCUGCUACUCAAUCAAGUAACGAAUCAGUCGCAACCCGUUUGUGUUUAUAUAUACAAACGUAAAUUAGGGUGAGAUUUUUUUGCCAAAAGGUGUAUCUAAUCAAACGAAAUAUAAGCUAUCUUCGGGGAUUUCGUGAAGACCCCAGGAAAUUCUCAAAACAAAGGAUAACGUUUUCCCCUGCGAUAUGUACAUUUCUAUGUAUAUUUAAAUCCGCCUUUAAAUGCGUGAAACAAUGUCGUCUUGUGCAAAGGCACUAAACGCCACUAAACUUAAAUAAAAAAACUCCAAUAAUUAAUAAUAAAUACGAAAUAUUAUACAUUUGUAUAGGUAUCUAAAUCCAGUUUCUGAAAGACCAAUCAAAUCAACUUUUAACUAUAAUGGUGGUUAAAGUUAACAAGAAAUGAAGUUUCAUCUUAUUAUAAGACGAAUUCAAUUGAUUGCUCUAAUAUUCAUUUAAUAAAUUCUGUCGGUCAGUUAAAGUUAUAUAGCCAUAAGCUUAAGAGGGCUGUUUUGCACUCAAAUAUUUGUUUUUUUCACUUGCUAUUAGCAGUUUUAGUUAUAUAGUUUUCAAAAUACGAACUCUUCAGUUUUAUAAUAAUUACUCCAAUAAUUGAUCAGCGUUUCAGAAACUGGUCGUUAGAAUAAUUAUUGUUACUAAGGGAACCAUAGAUUUUAUAUCGAGUAGUAAUAUUAUACAGACACAUAAUAAAUUAAAUAUGUGAGAGGAGAUAUUUAUAUAUUUUCUG